Molecule: messenger RNA, 3899 nt
Organism: Aplysia californica (California sea hare)
Lineage: Eukaryota; Metazoa; Mollusca; Gastropoda; Aplysiida; Aplysiidae
Product: protein jagunal homolog 1
Exons: 2
Coding region: 78-659 (193 amino acids)
Biological process (GO): vesicle-mediated transport; endoplasmic reticulum organization
Cellular component (GO): endoplasmic reticulum membrane
Source: RefSeq, a predicted model, not a curated record
CAGGAGGGCUGCAGUCUGUGCCAUAAUACUGAAGGCCCUUCAUUCCCCUUUGACAGCUAUACAUUUCGUCAGUCACUAUGGCUUCAAGAGGUGGACAUAGACCGGAAGGUUCAGAUGGCAGUGACCAUUGGCACAGAGAAAGUAUUGCCUGGCAGUACAAAAUCAGCUCUAUCAACAAAUGGCGCUUGAGACUGGCUUUGUUUCUACAAAUUCAACUGGGCCUUCUUAUGUUUGUGCGACUCCUGCCGGGUAUUGCAGGGGCCUUCGGAUUCACUGUCAUUCGCCUCCGUCGACUGGACCUUCCCCACCCACGGCCCUGGGAAUAUGCCUGGCUGGUCAGCUUGAUAGCCGCCGUGAUCGGGUGGCGGUCGACCCCGACCAACAACUCUUUUCUCCUCAAGCAGUUUGUCCUUGGAACCAUCGUGUUCGGCCUGGCCCCAGUUUUCUUCGGUGCCUUUGACCUCCGAAACGAUAUUAUGCUGUAUUUGCAGGAGAAGAAAUUUACGUACGAAAUGUUUGGGUUCCCCGCCGUUCUCAUAUGGAGCGUGUUUAUGCUUAUAGCUCUUCAGAUCCACGUGUUUGCUCUGUACUUCAGCGUAGUACUCCUUCGUGCCUGGAGGCCUCGACCUUCCAUCUCGGGGAAACUGAAAGCGAGGUAACUCUUUUCGCAGGUAGCUUAGGUUUACAAAUUUUAUCUUUAAAUAUAAUAAUAUAAUAUCUCCUCUGAGUUGACAAAUGCCAACAAACAACGUGACCACGUCAGGGAUGGUGGGUCCUUGCGCUAGAGUGACUAAUGGUAGGAUUUUGUUACAACACUGUAGUGCCUGCGCAGUGAAGAGAGGGAAGUUGGACAUCAUAGAAUCAUAAAUUUUGUUCGCAACACAGCCUGCAUGCAGCAGAUGGUACUCUACGGGGGGAUUCUGCUCUCGUUUCCUCACUCAAAUGUUAAUCAGUAUUUAGUCAAUACGAAUGCAGCUUGUUGACGAGAUUUUAUAAAGUCAUUUCGGCAUUUGUUGAAAGUUUCAAUUUUUAAUUUGUGAACAUUUUUUUUUUUUCAAUUGUUUUUUCUAAUAUAUUUUACUUUUUUGUUUAAUAGAUAAUUUUUUUAAAGGAUGGUAUAAUGAGAAAAGACACCAUUAACUCAUCACAGACCAAUCGAAGGAUAGAUUACUGAUCUUCUAUCAAUUGCUGAUUCAGUAUCAUUCAUUAGAUUGAAAUGAAACAAAGACACACAUUUACAUUUUUUGUUGUUUUUUAUUGAAGAAAGUGAAUGCUUUUUUAAAGACUGAAAUGAACAGUCACUCCUGUUCCUCUCUACACUGAUUCCUCUGUGUUAUAUCAAAAGGGAAAAGAAAAGGCUGCAAUGAACCAUAGGGACCUAGUUGUGUUUUCCUGUCUGAGCUGACUCCUAGCUUCCUGUUGCGAGUCGGUGGCUCGUUAUGAACCUGUCGAACCUCGGUGACCUCCCUUGCAUCAUAUAAUUAUAGACGUAGGAGAAUAGAAGAGUAGAUUCUUGAAUUCACCCGGCAAUAUAUAUUGCUGACUAAGUGUUGUGUUUACCCAGUGCCUCCUCAUUCUAUGAAAUUUGUCAAUUUCUGGCAGGCUGCCUGAUCUGUGUGUUCAGUUGUCACGUAAUUGACCUUUGUGUGAGAACUUGAGAUGAUUGGGGUUUGGGGUUGUUGUUUUUUUUGGUGAUCUUUGAAGGAUUUCAUUUUUUAAAUAUUUGUUGGAUUUGUGAGGCUUCUUGUUUUGUUAAAAUGGCUUAAUAAUAAUAACCCAAGUUGUGUUGAUAGAUUGCCAUUUAACACGGUUUCAGCUUGUAACCCCCAGGGAUAUAUGACAAUUACCGCUUUCACUUCUUUAGAGAAGAAAGUGGCUGUUGGUGGAAGGGGUUUUAGUCACCAGUACGCUGAUAACAUAGGCUUGUUUCAUUAACUAAAUGUGAAAGUAGUGAGGAUCUUGUUAUGAGAACAAAAGGUGCUUUUGAACUUACUGAGUGUUGGUACAUUUGUUCUUUUUUAAAAUAGAUUUGAUAUUUCGACCCGUACACAUACUUAUGUACAUAUCACAGAUGUUACUACUGUAUAAAACACACCUGCCUUUUAAGAAAAUUUGUGUCAAAUGUAUUUUUCUUGCCUCGCGUCAAGUAUUAUUAGUUUUUUCUUUCUCUCUCCACCUGUUGAUCUCUGGUUCUUUGCUCAUGUCUUCUGUCGUUCAACAAGAAUGUGUCCGUUGAAAAGAAGUGAAGGCAAAGAUUCUUUUUUUUUUACGACUUUAUGGAAAGGUAUAAAAUCUGUAUGGUUGGACCAGUUAUUGGUGAUUUGAAAUGUGUGGAUAUUUGUAAAGGCAAAGUAAGAAAAUACUUUUGUAUAACGUUUUUUUCUGGUUCCCUUUCUUACUUAAGUAUGUAGUGAGUUCGCAGUACCUGAUUAUGAAGGAUGUUGAUGUCUACUAUGCUGAAAAGAAACAACUUGAUGUGUACUAACGCACACUAGUAUUUUGAUUUUGAUAAAUAUUGUUCUACUGCGGUACAGGGUAGUAAAUGGUCUUCCAGUCCGAACUUGAAAAUGUUUGUGCGUCUAGCAUGCUGCAACAUGAUCCGUCUUUUUCAUUGUUAUUGAGUUACUGAGAUCUGUGAAUGUGUCUGAUAGGCCAGUUUGUGUCCCUGAGAAGUUAAUUAAAUGUUUUACUUUAUUGUUGGAUUUGUUCUUGUGGAAAGCUGAAUAUUUGCAACUUUCUUUCAGCACCGCACCUUCCUUCUUCUCUGCUUUCAUUCAUGGUGGUUUUCUCGUAAUUUGCGUGCUUGCUGUAAAAUCUUGAUUAGGUCGUUUAGAAAUUUAUGAAAUGCUCUAUAUUAUAUUGCCCUUGAGGCUGGUUAGUUGUGUUGACAAGGGACUGUGGGUGGACCAUCCUGUACAACAAUGCUUUUUGCUAUCUCAUUUCUGAGACAUGGAGAGCAGCCCUACUACGCCUGUUUGCUCGUGACAGCAGUUGCCCUACAUUUGAUCUGUGUGUUGUGGCUUGCAGUUUUGGCUUCUUCUUCCAGUGCUUUGACUUUUUGUAUACAUUGCUGGAUGCUUUUUUCUUCGGACUAUUUUUUUACUUUAAACGUUAAAUUUUAUGAAAGUGUAUGGUAAAACUGACUGCCUCAGAAUUUUCACUGGUGCUGUGCUGUUAAUAUGCCUGUAUUGACAUGUAAUAAUUAUGAUAAUAACAAAAAUAUAUUUGUCCAUCACUAUCAGUACCAGUGACAGCUUGACAACCUUUCAACCCAUUUGAAAUUUGUACUCACAGUAAUGAUAAUGUGUGCAAUGGGCUUUGAAGUUUAUUUUGUUUAACACAGAGGAGUCUAGAAAUUGACACGACUUUGAUCAAUCCGAUUAUGAUCUAUCAGCACUCUUUUAAAAUUAUGGAACUUAAAUAGAGAUCCUGUCUUAUGUAGAAAGACCCACCGCAGAAUUCCACUUUCCUCAGUCCCCUGUGCUCUUCUCGGAGUACACCUUGACUCGUCCUUUUUGAAAAUUUGUCUGGACACUUUCAGUUUUUUUUCUCUCCACAUUUGAUCUGGAAAUAUAUGUUUUCUGCUUUUUAAAUUUAAUGGUUGAUGUUUUUAAUUGAUUACCCUCUAUCAUAAUGAAACAAGAAAAGAUUUUGCUUGUAGUUGGGUGAGUGAUCAAUUCAAAUUAGGAAACAGAAAACAGGAUAUCAAACUCUUAAUUCUGGAGAAUAUUUCCAGCAGAUAUUCUAAGAAAGACAUAGCAAAGCAGAUAUAUUCAUACUUAAGUUGAAUUCACUACAAUGUAGUAGGCCUAUAUAUUUGAUAUUUAGUUAAAAGGCAUUUCCGUGAUUGGAGUUUGUGAAUCGUUCAGACUUCAUUAUACCCCCUUUCCCCCCCUCUA